AUGGCUCAAGCUGGUGCUACAGGAGAGCAGAGGGGAGAGGAGCACCCACUUCUGUCCUCCAUCUUCCUCCCUCCCUUCCUUCCUUCCUCUGAACUGACUUCCUCCUGCUCCUGGCUCCUCCCCAUUGAACAACAAACUGCAUUGAAUUCUGUGUCUUGGCAAGUCCUUCCUGUUGCAGAGGUCUGCCUAGAGAGCGUGCAAAGCAGCAGUGUUCACAUAGGCGAUGAAGAGCUGGCCUUCAGGGACACCCAGCCUCCCUACACAAACCCACCUGCUCCCUUUACCGGGUUGAUCGAAGGGGGUCUCCAGGAUGGGCACAAGAUCACCAUCAUGGGGAGUGUUCUUUCCACAGGCGAAAACAGCUUUGCAGUGAACUUUCAGAUGGGCUACAAUGACAGUGAAAUUGCCUUCCACUUCAACCCGCGGUUUGAAGGAAGCAGGUAUGUGGUCUGCAACAUGAAGCAGCUAGGAAACUAGGGGCCAGAGGAGAAGAAGAUGCAGAUGCCCUUCCAGAAGGGGAGUCCAUUUGAGAUCUGCUUCGAGGUAGAGAGGUCUGCGUUCAAGGUGAUGGUGAACAAGAACAUCUUCAUGGAGUAUGCACACCGUGUGCCCUUCCACCAAUUCAACAGCAUCUCCAUCAAGGGCGGCGUGCAUCCGUCCUGCCUCAGCAUCCAGACAUAGAAAUCCCUACCAUGUGGAAGAUGCUCACUGUAUGGUGCUCACAAGGUCGUAGAACCCAGAAGCUUGA
This is a messenger RNA of Odocoileus virginianus texanus, 748 nucleotides long. The record is from RefSeq and is a predicted model, not a curated record. NCBI's taxonomy places the organism in Eukaryota, Metazoa, Chordata, Mammalia, Artiodactyla, Cervidae.